This is a messenger RNA of Zingiber officinale, 894 nucleotides long. RefSeq lists its product as uncharacterized. The coding region runs from base 1 to 894 and encodes 297 amino acids. NCBI's taxonomy places the organism in Eukaryota, Viridiplantae, Streptophyta, Magnoliopsida, Zingiberales, Zingiberaceae. The transcript has 2 exons. The record is from RefSeq and is a predicted model, not a curated record.
AUGGCUGAAAGUUCGUUACCCAAAGAUUCUAAGAAGGGGAAGGCUAUCAUCCCGCGUGACGAACGACGGUCGGAACCAGAAGAGAAAGUGUGCUUCUCCUCUAAAAUCCUAGAAGAAAAACUACCAAAAGGGUACCGACCCCCAGCUAUCGGGGAAUAUGAUGGUAGUAAAGAUCUUGAGGACCAUCUGCGCAAAUUCAGGAGCGCAACUCUGCUGGAUCAAUACAGCGAUGCUAAAUGGUUUGAUGGAUUGUCGCAUGGGUUCAUCACUUGCUUCUCCGACUUCAAAAUCGCCUUCCUGCGCCACUUCGCCAGCAGCAGGAAGUACCAAAAGACAGAUCACUGCUUGUUCACCCUCAAGCAAGGAUCCGCUGAAUCACUGAGGAGCUACAUCAAGCGCUUUAACCAAGUGGCCCAGGACGUUCCUUCAGCCACAUCUGAAAUACUUAUGAGUGCUUUCUCCCAUGGUUUGACUGAGGGAGAAUUCUUUAGGGAUCUCAUCCGAAAUCCUAUGAAGAAUUUCGAUGAGAUGCUGGAGAAGGCCGCCAGCUACAUCAAUGUAGAGGAAGCUCAGGCGGCAAGAAGGAAGAUAGACAAACCUCUUCCCACGAAUAAGUCUGAGAGAAGAGCACCUCCACCUCCUGCUCAACCUCUCCCACGUGCUCAAGACGCCCGACCAACUUUCCACCCUGGUCAGGAUGCCCGAUCGGUCCCACGGGUAGUUGCCGUUCAGGUCCCUCGACCUGGACCAUGGGGAGCGCGUUACUGCACAUAUCAUCGCUCUCACUCGCAUGCCACCAGUGACUGCUACCAAUUCACGCGGGAUUCGUGCCGCGCUGCCGAGUUGGGUUUGCCACCCCCCACCCCGAGCUGGUGCCUCAGGUCCAGCGAAUGA